AGUACAUACUUACCUUCAAGGAUUAUUUUGUUGUAUGUUUGACGAAACUAAUUUUGUUAGUUCUUGACGAAAAAAUAUUUUUUUUCCUCGUGACUAGAUCGUUUGUCUGAACGCAAGUAAUAAAACUUUUAAAUAUAAUUAAGGAAAUUUAUAACGUUUGAUGUGCUAGACACUGAACAGAAACCAAAAAUAUUGUUUAUUUCAAUCACUUGCUGAUUGCUGAAUGCUCAUCAUUUAUACUACGAUAUAAUUCCAACUAAGUGAUAAAUAUUGUGCAAGUUAAUAAACAUGAUGCUUUGAUUUAUUAACAGUAUAUAUUUUAGUUAUUUUGUGAACUCCCAUCAGUAAAUAUGGAAAAUGCUCAGAUACAAAGUAAAGUUAAACUUUUGUUUGAAAAAAUUCUUAAACCACACUAUGUUAUGGAUAAUUAUUAUGCAGACAACUUAUUUAUCAAAAUAAACAACACGGAUCCAGAUGUCACUUACUUCAAAUCUCUACCUUUCUUGCCACAGUUGCUUAUAGACGCUUUAGAUGGAUGGGAAACAUAUGACAACACGGUCAAGGUUUUUCUCAUACGGCUACUUGCGGUCGUGUGCGAAAGAGAGGUCAGCUUCGGGAAGGUAUUUUCUAACAAAUGCCGAAUGUUCACACAAGCGUUCAAACAAAUUGAUGGUCCCACCAUGAAUUCUAGUUUAAGGGUAGCUUACAUGGACUUGGCGUUGUCUCUCCUCAACCAUAGCUCUGGAGUAAUGUGGCUAUACGAUAGCGAUGUCUGGAGGCAUAUUUUAGUUCUGUGCAAUGAUAAAAGAACUGUAUUCGUCGUUCGAAAAAUGUACAAAUUCGCAUCCAAAUUAAUGUGGGAGUUAAAUAAUUUGGGUAAUAUUACCAGAAUCAAAACUGUACUAGAAUUCAUAAUGAAACCAGUAAUAGAUACAGAUUACUUGUCAAUUAAUUUAAUGACGAGUGAGAAUGAGGAAGAAAUCAGCAAGACGCUGGAGCCUAUGCUCCAAAUGUUGCUGUCGAUCAUCACUAACGGGGAAGAGUUGAGAAAAGGAAGUAGCAUCUUGAUUGAAUACGUAAUAAAAGAUUCGAAUAUAAUAACACAUUGUUACGUUCUGUUGGACAAGAUAAGAAGAGAAGACAUGUCGCUCCUAAUAACUAAAAUACUGUUCGCAGUAGGCGUGGCGAGAAUUUUACACUCGCAACCAAUUGUGGUCAAUGAUCUAUACGAAAGGGAACACUUUGUAGAGCUAGGGGCCACUUAUUUGAAUAUUAUUCAGUUUCUGAUACACAGGCGAUCUCCGACUUUGGUGUUCGAUUUCUGCAACGCGUGCAGCGUGAUUUGGACAACGGCAUGGGAGGGCAAGGCACCUGCGAUGUUUGAGGCGGAUGGAAAGAAGUUCGAGCUGCACAACCAAAUAGUGGCUAUGAUCCUUGUUCCGUCUCUGGUAUACGCAAAUCUCGGUAAGCCGAUGUCCUCGAGUUUCACCGAUGAGAGAGUAGAUGAGUUCUUGGUGAAACUUCUUAAUUAUAUGUGCUAUCAUACCGCUAGAGCAGCGUACGCUCUGAGAGACCUCACACUACAGCUUGAUGUACUGUCGAUUACAUUACAAAGCGUCAAAAGAUUGAGCUGUUGGAAGAAUCGUUUCACGAAUGAGCAGGCUAAUUUAGUUUUCCAAGCGUUGUUCUUCGUACUGAAACAGUACGACCCUGUCGACGACGACGGGGAGAUAAAGAACGAAAUCUCGUACGAAGACAGUGGGGAUAAAGUCCUUGUGAUGACAUACGUACUGGAUAGUUUACUGUCAUUAGUGAAAACGUACAAUAUCAACUGGCACGAAAGCUUCGAAGUUCUGUGUUUGUACAAUUUAGUAUACCAUAUCUUAAAAAGGCCAAAUUUGACUUGUAAGUUCGUAGUGACCGCAUUGAAUGUGAUCACAGUAACUAUAAAGAAGUUCCUGCCGCCGAACCUAUCGUUGCUGAUGGAUUCUAUGCCAGGCUCCGCGAUGCACGAGCUGGGCAAACUGAUCUACAUGAAGCUGCAUGACUUCCACUGGGAGGUUAGGGACUCCGCCCUAGAAUUGCUGCUUGUCUGCACUGAGAUAUCUUUUAUAAAAUUCCCACCCAUACAAAAGCAAAUCCUGUCAAACAAUUUAUUGACGGUCGCGGUGACGAUAGCACUCAACGACCACGAGUUCUAUGUGCGCGCGUCAGCUCUCAAGUGCAUCGGCGCUGCGACUAAAGUCUGCCCCAUCUGGAGCGACCUCAAGACAAACUUCUCUAAUAUACAGCAUAUGAUGCUAUCAAUAAUGGUGGAGAAUCCUGAAGGCAUCGUGAGGAAGGAAGCUUGUAACGUCUUCUGUGAAAUCUAUCAUAAUUUAAGAGUAACGCCGGCAUUCAAGCAAGUGCUAUACGAAUGUAUGCUUUGCACAGCGCUUAACGAUUUCCACUGGGAGGUGCAGUUAAGUGCUCUCAGGUUCUGGAAGAUUGUGAUACAACACCAGUUAAAUGCUCAAGGCAUGUUAGACGGAACAUUCCCACCGGUAACUUUCUCCAAGGAUUCACGUAAAAUUGUCACAUUGAAUGAAAAGGAAAUACAGAAAAGGCUACAGAAAACUCUAGAAGAACUAGCUUCAAUAGGUUGCUUGACUGUGCUGGUGAAACUUUUACAAGACGAAUCAGAAGUGGAUAUUAUGGAAGCGGCGCUUUCAAUAUCAAUGGAGCUUUAUGGUGUUUUAGAAAAAUACAAAGUACCUGAAACUCUUCAAUCUGGUGAUUGUGAAAUGGUGAACGUUGAAGAAACGGAUCGUCCGAUUAAAUUAACAGAUUAUAGUAAUAUGAAUUCAGGUACAAAUGAUGCGACGAAUGCAGAUAAUGUUAUAGAAGGAAUUGUGAACGCAGAUGACAUAAACUUGCUAGCCAUGAUGUAUGAAAGACAAAUGAAGUUGCAGAAUGAAGAAACGUCAGUUAACGAACCACAACCUAAACCGAAACUACUUAAAUUCGCCUCACCGCAUUUGUUCGUAACGUUCUUGAAAAGCAAAGAUUUUAAAGCGGUUAUUGAACAAAAGAAGAAAUGGCGAGAAGGUAUCAAGAGUUUAUCAUCUCUUUUAGACGAUGUCCUUGGAAUUUACGAGAUCAAUGAAGAUAUCAACUCUUUAGACUGUUAUUGAUGUUUUGAAAGUUAUCUACAAAUGUUGUGGAAUGUUCUGUAUGAACAAUAAACUGUUAAAUAUAAUUAAGACA
Papilio polytes (common Mormon) is the source of this 3246-nucleotide messenger RNA. RefSeq lists its product as uncharacterized. Gene Ontology annotation, cellular component: nucleus. The record is from RefSeq and is a predicted model, not a curated record. Gene Ontology annotation, biological process: cell population proliferation; positive regulation of protein phosphorylation; DNA damage response. Lineage: Eukaryota; Metazoa; Arthropoda; Insecta; Lepidoptera; Papilionidae. The coding region runs from base 351 to 3173 and encodes 940 amino acids. The transcript is spliced from 5 exons.